CAGCGGUCGUUUGCCAUCUGCACAGUGCGACCCGAUUUGAGUUUGCUCCGUGUAAUGGUGUUAGGCCAUUGAACAGUGGAGACCUUGAUAGCCUCAUCUGUCUCUGAGUUGAGGCGAUAAAUAGAAGUACUGUCUCGAACUGUUUCGAUGAUAUAUACAGGUUCCUUAUUCUCGCGGUCGCGAACGACCACGUCCAGGAACGAUGGUGCAGUCAGCUUCAAGCUGAGGAGUGGAACGGGUCGACUUGAUUGCGAUGCGAGAGCACUGGGAGGAACGCUAGAGAUACGAGAAGAGGAUUGUUUGCUAGAAUUGGAACUUGUAUCGAGCUUAAGCAAGGACGGAAACACAGACGAGGAACUGGAAGGUCUUGGUUGGGAUCGAGAGCUGCUCGCUUCACCAAUGUCAUCCACAUUCGCGACAGACUUGCUCCUGGAAAGAAAGGGGGCAAGGGACGCCUUCACCAUGGUGGAAGAAGGGAAGGACAAGGUCUCCCUCGCGGUGGAUGGAUUUCAGGCGUGUAUGAGGAUGCUGCUUAUCUUCUCUUCAAAAUCAGCUUUCGAGCUGGCGUAGUGGUACUGAUCUGACGGUCUUCCCCUGAGUUCUGGGCUCUGUAACUAUCCAAUGUAGCUAUCUCGUAAAGGAAAUCGUGGUUCCUCGGAAACAGCGCCCACGUAGACGCAUGACUGGGCAACCAAGCCAUGUUAUCUCGGUCGUUGAAAUCUAGCUGCAUUCAUGAACAGCGUGUAUUUGAGUACCAGCACCUGUAGCAAUUGUUCACGUAAUGACCUCCGAGCACUUUCAAGCAAUUCGGAGACAAUAAACGUCCGCCCACAAACGUGGGAAUAUUAGAUCUCGGCAAGUGCCGUGCAUCUAAACAUGGCCAAGCAAGCGAGUCGCGACGCGUUCAUCUCUCUCUCCUUCACCCACGGCCCUUUCAGUCAUCACUCUCCUGUAUUCCCCGCUGUUUGUACUUUAAUCACCAUGUCGACCAACGCAACCUCGACCGGCAGCGCGACCAACAAAAAUGGCGUGACCCAUGAACCUACCAACGCAUCCCCUUCCAACAAGGGCAAAGGAAAGGAUGUACAAGAAGAGGUAGCUGAGGAAGAGGAAGAGGAGGAAGAGGAAGAAGAGGAGGAGGAAGAGGAGGAGGAGGAGGAAGAGGAAGAAGGAGAAGAGGAGGAGGAUGAGGAGAUGGAGGAAGAUAGCCUGGAGGAGAUUGACCCUUCUGCCAUUCGAUCCCGCCGCACUCGCGGGGUCCGCGUCGACUACACCUCCGCCGAGGCAUUGGCCAAGGCCGGCUUGAAGCCUGGUGAGGGAGAGGGCGAGGACGAGGAGAUGCAUUGAAGAAAUGGAGAAGAUCCAUCUAGCAGAAGCUGCCCUUUGUGCACAGCUAAAAGUUCUUGUUGCGUUUUCGUGAUUUCCAUGUUGCAGUAUAGUAUUCACCGCUGUAUUAUUCUCUCAGCUAUUGUCUGUUUCAGUAUUAUCGCUUCUGCGGGCUUGUAUGCGGCGAAAUGUAUCCCUUGGUCACUGUUCACGCGUGUUCAUUCCGAGAUUCGACAAUACAAAUCAGCCUGCGUAUUCUAGUCGUCUACAGCCAAUUCAAGCUGUACCCUCAAUAUACCGGUAGUCGUUCAUAAUUUCUCAACCCGGUGAAAACCAUUUCAGGAAGCUGUUUCAAACGCAGUAUUUUAUUCCCACGCU
This is a messenger RNA of Somion occarium, 1704 nucleotides long. The record is from the annotation of a GenBank genome assembly. Lineage: Eukaryota; Fungi; Basidiomycota; Agaricomycetes; Polyporales; Cerrenaceae.